Messenger RNA from Papaver somniferum (opium poppy), 2453 nucleotides. Its product is annotated as two-component response regulator ARR11-like. Gene Ontology annotation, biological process: phosphorelay signal transduction system; cytokinin-activated signaling pathway. The transcript has 5 exons. Bases 315 to 2168 code for a protein of 617 amino acids. The record is from RefSeq and is a predicted model, not a curated record. NCBI's taxonomy places the organism in Eukaryota, Viridiplantae, Streptophyta, Magnoliopsida, Ranunculales, Papaveraceae. Gene Ontology annotation, molecular function: DNA-binding transcription factor activity; DNA binding.
UGGAUGAUCAGUCACAAAAAUAGGGAUGAUUUUUGGCUUCAUGAGUUGCUCUUAAAAGGAGAUGCUGCCUGCAAGUAGGAGAAAGAGACUAACGUGCGCCGUAGGGACCGUUGACUAGUCUGCGCCAGUAUUCUUUGCUCCCUCCACUUCACUCUCUGCUCUGUGUGUCCCUCUCAGUUAUUCACAGAGUCUAUCUCUCUCUCUCUCUGCACCAUAGUUCAUAUACAUAACACUAACCGAAAGCAAACCCCUUGGUUUCCUUCCUCUUCUACUUACUCCCAACAACAACAACUACAAAAGACCCUGAUUUUGGGAUGGUUAUGGAUCAAUAUCAUCAUCACCACAGAUCAAUGGAGAUUAACAACAAUGGUUAUGUUAGUUCCCCUCGAUCAGAUUCGUUUCCAAUUGGUCUACGUGUUCUUGUUGUUGAUGAUGAUCCUACUUGGUUAAAAAUCCUUGAGAAGAUGUUAAAAAGAUGCUCUUACGAAGUGACGACUUGCUGUUUAGCAAGGGAUGCGUUAGACUUGCUUCGUGAAAGGAAAGAUGGAUUUGAUAUUGUCAUCAGCGAUGUUAAUAUGCCUGACAUGGAUGGUUUCAAGCUCCUUGAACAUGUUGGACUUGAGAUGGAUCUGCCUGUCAUAAUGAUGUCUGUUGAUGGGGAAACAAGCAGGGUAAUGAAAGGUGUUCAACAUGGAGCGUGUGAUUAUCUUCUUAAGCCUGUGCGAAUGAAAGAACUUAAGAAUAUAUGGCAGCAUGUCCUCAGGAAGAAGAUACAUGAGGUCAGAGACAUCGAAAGUUACGAAGGAAAUGAGGAGAUUCUGUUCCGAAACGGAUCCGAAAGAUUUGAAGAGGGGAAUUUCCUUCUUGGAAGUGACCUGAGUUCAGGGAAGAAAAGGAAAGAGACGGAUAAUAAAGAAUGUGAUGACCAAGAAUACAGUGACUUUUCUUCUGUUAAGAAAGCUAGAGUUGUUUGGUCUGUAGAUCUUCAUCAGAAAUUUGUCAAUGCCGUAAAUCAGAUUGGAUUUGAUAUAGGGCCGAAGAAAAUACUUGACUUAAUGAAUGUUCCUUGGUUGACAAGAGAAAAUGUUGCUAGCCAUCUACAGAAAUAUCGCCUCUACCUGAGCAGGCUGCAGAAGCCAAAUGACCCAAAAUCAUCUUUUUGUGGAAUAAAGCAGCCUGACUUUUCCCAGAAAGAUCCUCCUAUGACCUUUGCUCAUAAGAGCUCGAGUCCUGUGCUCCAAAACACUGCAGCCAACGGCAGUUUUGGAUACACUAGCAGCAAUUUACUGGUCGAAGGUGCUGCCCUGGAAACCCAUGAAGGCGAUCUCAACGGUAUUAUUUCAUUCAAAUCGGUAACAGAACCUAGAAGCAGAAAAACUUUGAAUGGUGAUGUACCUUCUCCCAGGAAGGCCAAUAAUUCUCAGAUAGGCUUCAGUCACUCUCUUGUGUUACCAGAGCUAGAUGUUAAUAACAUAUCGUUUGAGGCCAACAUUUCUCAGAAGCACUCCUGGAACAGGGAGGUUCCAAUUAUGCGAAUGAAGCAACUCCCUAAACAAGAGCAAAAACUGUAUGGUUACACACAUCUUGCGUUGCUUAGUCAGCAGAACAAGAUCCAGUCUGAAUCUCUACAGCCAAGUCCUUCCUCCAUUAAUCUUGGAACAUCGGUUGGCGAAAGAGAUAAAGCAUGUCAUUUGGAAAUCAAGCCUUUGCAUCUUGAAGAUAAAAGUGACGACUUCAAGCACGGAUUUCCAACAGCACCACAUAUAAGUAACCUAUUACAGGCUGAUGCAGAGAAUACAAGUUCUCAAGAAUUUCGACCCAUCCUCAGAAUUAAUACUGAUUUGCCGUGCAUGAAACUUCAAGGAUACAAUCAGCACUGCACAAACACGAAUGCAAGCACAUGGAAACCGGACCAAAGAAACCAGAUUCAAGGAAACGAGUCGACUUCAUAUUGUUCUCAGCAGGAAUCACAUCUUGGCCUUCUUCAAGAUUAUUUAUUUAUUGAGGAUGUUGAGCUAAACAACAUUGCGUCUAUGAACUACCAUGAUCCUGAUAUGUUUGCGGACGUUCCAGCUCACUUAUUAGACAAAGUCAGGUUUACUAAUGAUUACCUCUGCGAAUCGACAUUAGAGUAUCCUAUUAUGGAUCAAGGUUUAUUUAUAGCAUGACAGAGGACAAGCAUUUUUCUUGAUACAGAGAUUAGUAGUAAUGAAAGAAAGGACAUCUUCCUCACUGUGCUAAGUAAACUUCUUACUGAUGAACUUCGUGCUGUUUCCAUUAAUGUUUGGGAUAUCAUCUCUAUAGAGAAAACGUGAGAACAUGUACAAUUGUCGAAAGCAUUGUACUAUUUUUUGGUUUUGGUGAUUAUAAACAUAUCAUAAGUACAUAUAUACACGUCUACUGCUGCUUGACUCAUAAACUUAAGCUAGAAUUCUGAAUUUCACAUUGUGCUA